GAUGUAUUUUAAAAAUAUUUUUAUUUACAUGUAAAGUUAACAAUUGUAAUUUAUUUGUUUAUUCUCUAUUUUUUAGCAACAAAUGAAUCUCGUGAAGGACAAUCUACCAGAUUCUUCUACUGUAACUCACAGACACAAAAAUCUGACGAAAAUUUGACAUUUUCUUCAUCGUUAUCAACUCCAAAGACUGAGCAGGCUGAACCUCGAAAAGCAGAGAAGAAAACUUUUCGCUCGAGUGGAAUAUUCAGAUUAAAAUGUAAGUUUUUUAAAAUUAUUUUCUUCAAGUAUUUGAUUUAAAUUGAGGAAUUUUUUAAUUUGAAUUCUUUUGUUUCUUUUUAAUUUUCAGCACCAACUAGAUCUCGCGAAGAAAUGUCUACCAGUUCAAUUGGAAAGACUGAAAAUGUGAAAGCUGGAAUUCCGGAGAAACAAUCUUUUACUUCCAGUGAAAGAUUGAGUUUAAAAUCAACAAAUGAAUCUCGUGAAGGACAUUCAACCAGAUUCUUCUACGGUAACUCACAGACAAAAAAAUCUGACGAAAAUUUGACAUUUUCUUCAUCGUCAUCAACUCCAAAGACUGAGCAGGCUGAACCUCGAAAAGCAGAGAAGAAAACUUUUCGCUCGAGUGGAAUAUUCAGAUUAAAAUCACCAACUAGAUCUCGCGAAGAAAUGUCUACCAGUUCAAUUGGAAAGACUGAAAAUGUGAAAGCUGGAAUUCCGGAGAAACAAUCUUUUACUUCCAGUGAAAGAUUGAGUUUAAAAUCAACAAAUGAAUCUCGUGAAGGACAUUCAACCAGAUUCUUCUACGGUAACUCACAGACAAAAAAAUCUGACGAAAAUUUGACAUUUUCUUCAUCGUCAUCAACUCCAAAGACUGAGCAGGCUGAACCUCGAAAAGCAGAGAAGAAAACUUUUCGCUCGAGUGGAAUAUUCAGAUUAAAAUCACCAACUAGAUCUCGCGAAGAAAUGUCUACCAGUUCAAUUGGAAAGACUGAAAAUGUGAAAGCUGGAAUUCCGGAGAAACAAUCUUUUACUUCCAGUGAAAGAUUGAGUUUAAAAUCAACAAAUGAAUCUCGUGAAGGACAAUCUACCAGAUUCUUCUACUGUAACUCACAGACACAAAAAUCUGACGAAAAUUUGACAUUUUCUCAAUCACCAACAACUUCAAUGACUGAGCAGGCUGAACCUCGAAAAACAGAGAAGAAAACUUUUCGCUCAAGUGGAAUAUUCAGAUUAAAAUCACCAACCAGAUCUCGCGAAGAAGUGUGUGUCAGUUCGAUUGGAAAGACUGAAGAUCUAAAAUCUGGAAUUCCGGAGAAACAAUUUUUCUCUUGUAGUGAAAGAUUGAGUUUAAAAUCACCAACUGGAUCUCGCGAAGAAAUGUCUAUCAGUUUAAUUGGAAAGACUGAAAAGCAAAUUUUGUCUUCGAGUAAAGGACCGGAAAAAAAAAUUUCAUUUCAUAGUCAAAGAUUAAGUUUGAAAUCACCAAGUGAUUCUCCUGAAAAGCUGUCACCGUGUUCAGUUUACCGUGUACCAACAGAAACAUCAUUAUCAUUAUCGUCAUCAACUGGACCUGAUUUAAAAAUCACUUCUUCAAAAGUAGAGAAAUCGAAAAAGCAAGAAGCUAAAUUUUCCCAUUCAACAUCAACUUCAAAAAGAGAUGGUAAAAUUUUGUAUUCUUUUUUCUUCUUUUAUAUUUUCUUAAUCUCUCUCAAUAUAAAAUUAAUAAAAUUUUCAUUUCUUCCAAUUAUAGGUGUUGACUCAUCAAUUGAAAGUGGUGCUGGCCCCUCUUCAAAACGAAAGAAAUACAGUGUCGAGAAAUCUACAAUUGGUGUUUCUUCAAACAGAAAAAGAACGUCAAUUACUUUGGAUAAUGAAAAUAUUGAUAAACCGUUGCAUCAUAAAGUGAGAAGAAGAUUGGAAUUAAUGGGAACAGAAAAGCAUACUGUAAAAGUUUGUUUGGGAAAAUUAUGUAAAUCAGCAAACAUUAAAAAUCGAAUUGAAGAAGAUGCAAAGGUUGUUUCAUCAAUGAUGUAUGAGGCAACAACAAUGGCAUUAUUCGGCCUAUAUGAAGAAACGAAUGUUGAAAAUGUUGAAAAUUGCCCAUCAUUGUUGGAGAAAUGGACCAACAAUGGUCCCGACUUUCUGUCAUUUUUAAUAUCAUUAAAGCAGAAAGUAAAUGCUCAACGUAAAGUAACUGAACAGGAUGCGAAAAUAAAUACAAUGGUCAACGAAUACAAAGAAUUAAGGAAUGACAUUCCACUUUAUGACGGAGAACAUAGAACGGCAAUAAUUCAGGAGGCAGCUUUAGUGUUGAAUCGAAACUUUAAAACAAAUUUCACGACGCAUGCAGCAUCACGAUUAAGAAGAUAUUUGCAGCUAUUAAUGGAAAUUGAAGACGAAGAAAAAAAUCAUAUGGAAGUAGAUGAAAUUCAAGAAAUUUGUUCAGUUUACCGUAUCAAAAAUGAUAAUGAUGAAAAAAUAAAAAUUAGGAGUUUUAAAAAUAGCAUUAAAAAUGAACAAAGAAAAGAAUUUCAAAAAUCUCAAAAAAAAAUUCCUGAUGAAAUGCGAGAAAAAAAUACAUCAGACUAUUGCGAUGAAAGAUAUGUUCGACAGGAAAAAUAUCACAAACAUUGCGAUAAAGUCUAUUAUAAAAAAAGGCCAAGAAGGCGAAGAAAAAAAUCGAAAAAGGAAAAAGAAGAAGAAAAAGAGAAGAAUAAGGAAGAAGAAGAAGAAGAAAAAGAGAAGAAUAAGGAAAAAAAGAAAUUUCGAAAAAGAAGGCCUUCAUUUUAUAAACAAUCUGUUGCUGCUUUAAAUCUCCUGCUGCAAGAAAAUAAAUGUCAAGUGAAAGGAUUCCCUAUUGAUUUACUGAAAAAGGAUGAUGAUGAUGAUGAAAGAAAAUUGGACUUUACAAAAUUGACAAAAGAUAAAGAAUGGCAUAAAUUUUUGCCAUUUUUCAUUAUGAUUCAACAACAAUUUCAUGAUAAAAAGAAGAAGAAUUUCACAUUAAUUCCACAAAUUUCAUUAGGCGUGAAGCAUGUCGUUUAUACAAAUACUGCUUUAAAAGAUUUGCAAGUGGCAACUGUUAUUCAAGAAAUUAAAGAAAAAAAGGCAAUUUUACAAAAAAAGAAAACAAAAUCAGGAACGAAUAAGGAUCAUCUUCAAAGAGCAGUUGAUAAAAUGGACGAUGAAAUGAAGCGCUUAAGAGAAAUGAACAAUGAAGAAAGGUGGAAUUCAAUGUUCAACUUUAAAUCAAUCCAAAGAGGUCGAAAAAAAUUAAAGAAUGGUGGUAAAUUCUCUGGUACAAUAACGACAAAUGGUGUGGACGUGUCAGUAAUUUUUGAUUUACCCACAAAACAUGAUGUUGUGCAAUCAAAGAAGAAAGUUGGAAGUUACAAAAAAUUUUGUGGUUUUGAUCCUGGUGCGAGGGCGACUCUGGCUGGUGUCAGUAGAGAAAACGAUCCUAAUCCAACCACUAAUGUAAAAAAGGAUUCAGCUAUUUACAUUGGUAGUUGGAUGAUGAGAUGGCAGAUGGGCGACUAUAGAAGAAGAGAAUUAAUGAAGAAAAAAGGUAUAGACAUGCAAAAAUAUUACAAGCAACUUGCUGAGGAUCCAUUGAUGGAAAAUUUUUGCAUGACUAAUCCUCGAGAUCGCCAUCGUAUAACAAAAUAUAGAAUACACCUUUUACAAAAUUUUCAAUCACUUCAUCAAAAAAGAUCCGUAACGCGUUUAAAAAUAGAUCAAUAUUCGGCGCACAAACGACAAGUUGAUCAACUUGUGAAUUGGAUAGUAGGUGAUACAAAGAAGAAACCCUGUUUCGUUGCUAUUGGUGGAGCUGAAAUACCUAAUUUUAUCAAGGGAUACACUAAAGCUCCUUUGAAACGUAUUCAACAAACUCUUUUCCAAAGAUCAGAAGAAUUAGGAAAAGAUAAAUUGCAAGUCGUGAAAGUAAAUGAGUUUAAUACAACAAAAAUGUGUAGUCGCUGUGUAAGACCACUUAAAAUAUCCAAGAGUCCCCAUCGAUACACUUAUUGUGCGAAAUGCAAAACAACGUGGGAAAGAGAUGUAAAUGCAGGGCGCAAUAUUCUUAAUCUUGCACUUGUUCAAGAAAAAAUCAUACCAAAGGAUUCCAUAAAAAAUCACCAUCUAUUUCGGAUUACGAAUGAUGACGCUCAACAUCAAGAUGCAGAAUUGCAGAAAUGAUUUUUCCCAUCACUUUCAACAUUCAUUUUUAAAUGUAAGUUUUUAAAAUUUAUAUUUAAAAAAUAUUUUUUUUUAUGAAAAACAUUAAAAAAUUAAUUAAUUUGUAAUUAUUUUCUCUUUUUCAGCACUAAGUAAAUCUCUUCAAGGACAUUGAAAAGGAGGAACCUCAACAACCGGAAAUACAAAUUUCUACGAUGGACAAUAUACUGCUUAAUUGCGGAAAUAAUUUAACAAAACAUUAUUCGGUCCUGGUGGUGAUGGCUUUUUGUCAUUGUACAUACCAGGAGAUCUCUUAUGAGAUCCGAACCAGCCUAUAAAAAGGCAUACCAGGUUUUUUAAGAAAUUAAAAAACAUGCUACUUCUUUUAUUGAUUAUUGUUUGAAUGUUUCAAAUUUUUUAUA
Molecule: messenger RNA, 4601 nt
Organism: Leptopilina heterotoma
Lineage: Eukaryota; Metazoa; Arthropoda; Insecta; Hymenoptera; Figitidae
Product: tubulin glycylase 3C-like
Exons: 9
Coding region: 370-4200 (1276 amino acids)
Source: RefSeq, a predicted model, not a curated record